Myotis brandtii (Brandt's bat) is the source of this 6957-nucleotide messenger RNA. It is a transcript of the gene EYS, whose product is annotated as eyes shut homolog (Drosophila). Lineage: Eukaryota; Metazoa; Chordata; Mammalia; Chiroptera; Vespertilionidae. The record is from RefSeq and is a predicted model, not a curated record. Gene Ontology annotation, molecular function: calcium ion binding.
AUGAGGCUUAGUGCUCAUGUUUUGUUUUGUUUCUUCUAUAUAAGCAUCACUUGUGAAGUAAAUAUAGAUGAAUGUCUAUCAAAACCCUGUCUCCAUGAUGGAGCUUGUAUUGAUGGCAUCAAUCAUUAUACCUGUGACUGCAAGAGUGGCUUUUCUGAAACACACUGUGAAACAAAUGCAAAUGAUUGCCUCUCAAAUCCUUGUCUGCAGGGAAGAUGCACAGAUGUCACUAAUGAAUAUCAAUGCUCCUGUGAUACAGAAUGGACUAGCUCAAGAUGUGAGAUCAAGAUUAAUAACUGCACAUCAACCCCUUAUAUGAAUCAGAAGUCAGACCAUGGCUUUACUUGCAUUUGCCCAAGUUGCUACGUGGGUGCAUAUUGUGAAAUAAGUAUUGAUAGUUCUGCUGAGCGGGAACUGAAUAUGGACCUCUGUGUUAAUGGAGGGAUCUGUCUUGGUGAAUCUGGACACACAUUUUACUGCAGCUGCCUACUGGAAUAUGAGCUCCUUAAGGACAAAUGCUUGUGUCUGAUUUUUCUUGUUCCCGUCAUUACUGUCUGGGAUCGGCUCCGAGACCUAGAGAAGGAUCUAGACGGCUUAUCAUUUCUCUCCCGAGAUAGUGAUCUCUCUCUCCUCCUAUCUCUGGAAAGGGACCUGGUCCGGCUACGGGAGAAGCUUCUCUAUGAUUUCUCUCCCGGGACAGUGAUCUCUGUCUUCUCCUAUCUCUGGAAAGGGACCUGCUCCGGCUACGGGAGAAGCUUCUGCAUCUUGGAGAUCUGCGGCGAGGUGGAGGACUCCUUCAAGGGCGACGGUCCCAAGAGGGAGACGGGCCUCGAUUUCGACUUCUCCUUUCACCAUUGGACAGUUCCACUCUUACUCGGCAGCCACACAGGGUUCUCCCGUCUAGCUCUCGGACAGCAUCAGCUGCAUCUCGAUGAUCUUCAAACUCCACGAAAGCAAAGCCGGGAGGGUUGGCCAGAACAUCCCUGUGAGAAGGGAUUUGAUGAGUGCAUUCUCAAAUCAUGUGUUCAUGACAUGUGUGUAGAAAAUGAACUGGCUGACUCGACAUGUUUCUGCCUACCUGGUUUUGUGACCUGUUCCAUCGGGCUUCUUUGUGGUGAUGAAAUAAGGAGAAUUAUCCCUUUACUUCCUUUCUCUCCAAGAGCAGAUGACAUUCCUACUCAAAUGUAUAUAGUACCUACUUCUGAGGCAAGGGCUACAAGACUAUGGACCAUAAUGAAUACUUAUCCAGUUGACCAAGGUUUAAAAGAGACAGACAUUUUCAAGCAUGACAUUCUCUCAACCACUGGUUUGUCAGCAUUAAGUAUUGGCAUAUCCCUUGAAAGCUAUCUACUGAAAGAGCUGAUUUCUACUAGACAACUUUCAACAAAACACACACUUACUUCUUCCACAGAUGUUUGCUCUUCUCAGUUUCUGAAUUUUGAUUAUCAUGACACAACACAAAUUGUCCGGAGCACAACAGCUGUCUCACAUAUGCCUAUCCAAACUUCAGCUGUCUCACCAGGAUUCUUUUUCUUCAAUAGAAGAGAGAGGACCUCGUUUAUCAUCUCUUCCUUAAUGACAGAUUUUAUUUUUCCUACGCAAUCUGUAUUACUUGACAAUGAUCAGGCUGUUGCCUUAUCUGCUGCCGCAAUGAGUUCAGUAAUUAGUGGCAUUCCAGGGGCCUAUGCUGAGUUAAACAGGCACUCAUUCCUCUCCCCUGGAUUGCUGCUCACAACUGCUUCCACAAGCAUACCUCCAAUUGUUUCUAGGGGGUCUCAAGAGGAUACUGAAGAAUAUUCAGCUGUUACCGUAAUUUCAAGAAGAGAGUACUGGAGAUUGCUGAGCUCCUCAAUGUCUCCCAUUUCUCCUGCUAAGAUAAUUAUAUCUAAACAGGUAGCCAUCUUAAACUCAUCAACUCUGCCCAGAUCCACUACACAAGCCUCCAUUCCCAGUGAAUAUCAGAUUAUUACUGAAGCAUCUAGCAACCAGAGACUCACAAACACCAAAUCACAGACUGCUGAUUCCUUAAGUGAAUUAAGCCAGACAUGUGCAACAUGUUCUGUGACUGAAAUAAAAUCCUCUCAUAAAUUCUCAGAUCAAGUUUCGCAUAGCGAACAGUCCCAUUUUUAUGAGACAUUCGGGAUGAACUCAGAGAUAUUAGCCAGCUGGUAUGCACUAAUGGGAACUCAAACUAUCACUUCUAGGCAUUUAUUUUCUUCUGCUACUGAAAUAAUGCCAUCACUAGCAUUCACAGAACUGUCAUCUUUAUUUUCUUCUAAAAAGAGUACAAAAGGAAUAAGUUUAUCCUUAUCCUUGAAGGAAUACAUUACCCUAUCAAGUAAUUUGGAUGUUAAUUUAUGUUUGGAUAAAACUUGUUUAUCCAUCGUCCCUUCAACUGUCUCUGAUCUGCUGAAUUCUGAUUUGACUUCAAAACAAACUGAUGAUCUGUUAGUAUCAAGAAACAUUUUUAAAAUAUUGAAAAUAGGACAAUAUGGUAUAACUGUGGGUCCCACUGAGACACUGAAUCAAGACAAUUUAUUGGGUAUGCAAGAGAAUAAAGGAUCUCAAAAUCAGCUCAAAGUUCCUAAGGAUUUUAAAUUAAAUUUACAAAGUCAUCCAGAAACUAUGUAUUCAAAUGACCUCAAAUCUCAAAUAUAACCCUUCACUGUAGACUCAAUAUCUGUUAUUUCAAAAGCAACCUCUACUGUUGCAUUACACACCAUUUCACCAACUUGGUCACUUCCAAUACAGACCUCUUUUCCCUUGUCUGUAUUUAUGCCACAUUGGACAUAUUAUACAGAUGAUCUGCCUUUAAUAUCUGAUUUAAAAAAAGAGUUCAGAACUUCUUCAGAAUGGUCCAAAUGGAAACUUCAGCCUAGUAAUAAUUGGGAAUCUGCUGCCGCAGGCCAGUGGCUUCCCAUCACUACAUCUCUUACUUUGUCUUCAUUGGAGUCCAUUCCAGCACCUCGUCAGCUGUUGAUUUCUGGUUUCAGUUGUGUUUGUUAUUAUGGAGAUUCCUUUCUAGAAUUUCAGAAUAUAUUUUUAAAUCCACAAAAUAAAUUCAGCUCCUAUGGACUUCUGCUCUACAUCAAGCAAGACUCAAAUUUAGUAAACGGAUUUUUUAUUCAAUUAUUUAUUGAAAAUGGUACUUUGCAGCACCACUUUUUCUGUGCUGGUGAAGCAAAAUUGCAAAGCAUUAACACUACAAUUAAAGUAGAUGAUGGACAAAGGUAUUCACUGCUUAUCAGGCAAGAAUUGGACCCAUGUAAAGCUGAGCUGACUAUUCUAGGGAGGACUGUAAAAGCAAGGGAACCUGUCAAUCACGUGUCUGGAAAACCCCUGCAGGAAUCAUGGUCUGUCUUUAUUGGUGGAUUUCCAGAUCUUCAUGGAGCAAACCAGGUUUCUGGAUCAUUUGAGAAUUUUACUGGCUGCAUAGAAGUUGUAGAAAUCAAUAACUGGGGAUCUUUCAUUCCAUCCAAGGCAGUGAAAAAAAUUCACAUUAAUAACUGUAGCAAGAUUUUUCAUAUUAACAAGAUCGGCAACAUCCUCCUUUACUGCUCCUUCUGGUGGGACAGAGGGGUGGACUCCAUGGGGACUUCCCUCAGCCCCUCUCCUGCAGUGCCAUCCGUGUGCCAGGAGGAUGUGUGCCACAAUGGAGGCACUUGCCAUCCCAUCUUCCUCUCAAAUGGUGCAUUCUCAGUCCAGUGUGACUGUCCACUACAUUUCACUGGCCGUUUCUGCGAACAAGAUACAGGUUUAUUUUUCCCAUCUUUCAAUGGGAAUUCCUAUUUAGAACUGCCUUUCUUUGCAACCCUAAGUGAGUUGAAGUCUGUCCUGGAAAAAGAACAUAACAGAAUUGUUACCAUCUACUUGACUAUAAAAACAAACACGCUGAAUGGAACCAUUCUCUACAGUCACGAGAAGAAUUUUGGAUAACAGUUUCUUCAUUUAUUUCUUGUGGAAGGAAGGCCCACAGUUAAAUAUGGAUGUGGAAGUUCCCCAAAUAGCUUGACUCUCUCUGCUAAUUAUAGCACUAACACAAAUGCAUUCAUCCCUAUCACCAUACGCUUCACAGUGCCUGCUGGUAGCCCUGGGGUUGCUUGUAUGAUUGAAAUGACUGCAGAUGGAAAACCUACAAUACAGAAGAAAGAAAUGGAACUAUCAGUGCCUCUCAGCACACUUGUCAAAGCAGUGAGAGGUUUGCUGUUCCAGGUGUGUGAUCAAUACACAAAGAUGUCAGAGAUCCUCAAUGAGAGCAAGGUCACAGCCUUGGAUUCGCUGAGUCUGCAGGUUCAUGAUAGAUCCCAGAUUGCAUUAGCAGUAUAUUUUGAAUCAAUGUUCCUUGGCCAUAUACCUGAAAAUGUUAAGAUUCAUAAGAAUGUGGGCCAUAUUUAUGGGUUCAAGGGCUGCAUUGGAAAGCUUCAAGUAAACAACAAAGAAUUCUUCAUCACUGAUGAAGCACUACGUGGAAAGAACACUGAGAACUGCCAUGUCUCUUGGUGUGCUCAUCAUCGAUGCCACAACAACGGCACCUGCAUCAGUGAUGGUGAAAACCGGUUUUGUGUGUGUCCAAGGCUGUACUCAGGCAAGCUGUGCCAGUUUGCAAUGUGUGAAAACAACUCAUGUAGAAACGGGGCCACCUGUGUUCCCAAAUCUGGGACAGACAUCGUCUGCCUCUGCCCCUACGGGAGGUCUGGACUCCUCUGCACGGAAACUAUUAAUAUCACUCAGCCCAGGUUCAGUGGCAUGGGUGCCUUCGGAUACACUUCAUUCCUGGCUUAUUCGAGGAUCCCAGACAUCAGCUUCGAUUAUGAAUUCCACUUGAAGUUUCAGCUAGCAAACAACCACUCGGCACUGCAAAAUAACGUCAUCUUCUUCACCGGGCAGAAGGACCAUGCAUGCCCCAGGCAUCUUCUCAUUCCGGGGCUGAAUGGCGAUGACUUCCUGGCAGUGGGUUUGCGCAACAGCCGCGUGGUGUACAGUUAGAACCUGGGGUCCGGCAUCGCAAGUAUCAGCAGCGAUCCUCUGGAUCUGAGCCUUGGGGUCCACACGGUCCAUCUGGGGAGGUUCUUGUGAAUGGGCUGGCUGAAGGUAGAUGAUCAUCAAAAUAAAUCCAUCAUCUCCCCAGGAAGACUGGUUGGUCUCAAUGUCUUCAGUCAGUUUUAUGUAGGUGGCUACAGUGAAUACACUCCAGAUCUCUUGCCAAAUGGAGCCGAUUUUAAAAAUGGCUUUCAAGGUUGUAUUUUCACUAUUCAAGUUCACACCAGGAAGGACGGCCGUUUCAGAAGGCUGGGAAAUCCUGAGGGCCACCCAGAUGCUGGGCGCAGCGUUGGCCAGUGUGACGCUUCUCCUUGUAGCUUAAUGAACUGUGGCAACGGUGGGACCUGCAUGGACAGUGGAGCUACUGUUUACUGUGACUGCCCCACUGGGUGGAAAGGAGCCUUCUGCACGGAGACAGUUUCCACCUGUGACCCUGAACAUGACCCUCCCCACCACUGUGGCAAAGGGUCAACUUGUGUCUCGUUGCCUCAUGGGCACAUCUGUUCCUGUCCUCUGGGAACCACUGGAGUCCACUGUGAACAAGUUUUAUCUAUAAGUGACCCAUCUUUCAGAAGCCACGAAUUAUCCUGGAUGUCUGCUUCCUUUCAUAUUUGUAAAAAGACACAUAUUGAAAUGCCGUUCCAGGCUUUUUCUACAGAUGGUAUCCUUUUUUACGUGGCACAACACCUAACAGCACAAUCAGGUGAUUUUUUAUGUAUCUCUUGAGUAAAUGGUGUUCAACUUCGUUACAAUCUGGGUGACAUAACUGUCAUUCUAGAAACUCUCCAAAAAGUAAGUACUAAUGGAAGCAGUUGGCAUGUGAUUAAAGCAGGAAGAGUCGGUGCAAAAGGCCACCUGGAUCUGGAUGGGAUAAAUGUAACAGAGAAGGCCGACGUUAACAUUAGCUACCUGGACACAAACACUGACUUCUAUAUUGGAGGAGUUCUUGUAAAUCCCAUGGCAACAGCCAAUGCACUGGUAGGUUUUCAAGGUUGUGUCCGAGAAGUUAUAAAUAAUCAAGAAUUACAAUUAACUGAACUAGGAGCGAAAGGUGGCUCAAAUGUAGGUGACUGUGAUGGGACAGCCUAUGGGUACACCGUGUGCAGAAAUAGGGGUGAAUGUAUAUUAAAUGGCACUUUUUUGUGCAGAUGUCCGCCACACUGGACUGGAAACACAUGUGACCCAUCUGUGUACUGUUUGAAUCACCUUUGUCUCCACCAAUCUCUGUGUAUACCUGACUGGCCGUUCUCUUACAGUUGUGCUUUGGGUUGGGUGGGAAGGUUUUGUGAAAGCAAAACUUCAUUUUCAACUGCAAAAUUUAUGGGUACUUCUUACAUUAAACAUAUUGAUCCACACUAUAGAAAAAGAAACCUCCAGCUCACUACUGUAUCCUUAAAUUUCAGUACUACUGAAAGAGCUGGCUUAAUUGUGUGGAUAGGAAAAGCUCAAAAUGAAGAAAGUGAUUUUCUGGCAAUUGGUCUCCAUAAUCAGACUUUGAAAAUAGCAGUUAACUUAGGAGAAUGCAACUCUGUACCGAUGAUUUAUAGCAAUGGUACAUUCUGUUGUAAUAAAUGGCACCAUAUCAUUAUAGUCAAAAAUCAAACUCUUAUUAAGGCCUUCCUAGAUGGCAAGCUAAUCUCUGAGGAUAUUGACCCACACAAAAAAUUUGUUGCUCUGAACUAUGAUGGUAUUAGUUACCUAGGGGGUUUUGAAUAUGGUCAAAAGAUAAACAUUGUUACUCAAGAGAUUUUUAAAAGAAAUUGUGUUGGUAAAAUUAAAGAUGUAUUUUUUCAGGAUUCAAACAACGAGUUAAUUGAAUCAGAAGGGUACAAUGUUUAUGAUGGAGAUGAACACAAUUAGGAUAACUUGAGAAACUCAGUUUUGCCCAGUAUCAGUGAUGGAUAUAAUUGUGAAUAG